This is a messenger RNA of Emiliania huxleyi CCMP1516, 762 nucleotides long. RefSeq lists its product as hypothetical. The record is from RefSeq and is a predicted model, not a curated record. The coding region runs from base 1 to 762 and encodes 253 amino acids. The transcript has 2 exons. Lineage: Eukaryota; Haptophyta; Isochrysidales; Noelaerhabdaceae. Gene Ontology annotation, biological process: intracellular signal transduction; peptidyl-serine phosphorylation. Gene Ontology annotation, molecular function: ATP binding; protein serine/threonine kinase activity.
AUGUCAUUCUCCGAGGCCUUCGCGGCUCUCUCCGCCAGCCUGACAGCCGGCGCUCAGCGGCUGAGCGGCGCCUCCUCCCUGAGCGAUUUCGACGUGUGCGAGCAGCUCGGCGAGGGCGCGUUUGGGACGGUGUGCCGCUGCCUCCGGCGCUCGAGCGGCGUGGCCUACGCCCUCAAGGCCGUCUCGAUCGCGCACGCCACGCGGAACGGAGGCCUGGCGCAGGUGAUUGCGGAGCGAGACGCGCUCGUCGCGCUCGAGGAUCCGGGCCACCCGAACGUGAUCCGGCUGCACGCGACGUUCCGCGACGACGACUCGCUCUACCUCGUCCUCGAGCUCGCGACGGGCGGCGAGCUCUUCUCGCACAUCCGCCGGCUCGGCGCCUGCUCGCUGCCCUGCGCGCGCUGGCUGACGGCCGAGCUGGUCAACGCACUCGAGUACCUGCACGGGCACGGCGUGGUGCACCGCGACCUCAAGCCGGAGAACCUGCUGCUCGACGAGGUCGGCCACCUCAAGCUCGUCGACUUCGGCUCGUGCUGUCGAGAGCGGCUGCCUACGGCGGCAGCGGCGGGUGACGGCGUUGACGGCGAGGCGGCGAGCGGAGACGCCGGUCGACCCGCCGACACGCGGCGCUUCGUCGGGACGGCGGAGUACGUCUCCCCCGAAGUGCUCGGGGACGGGGACGCGACCGCCGCCUCCGACUUGUGGGCGCUCGGCGCCAUCGCAUACCAGAUGCUUGCCGGCGCCCUCUGCGCUGUGGCGUAG